AUGGGAAAGCGCAAAACGCCCUUGCUCAAAACAGAAACACCACACAUGGCAGGCAUCGCACCUCGACCUUUGCGGCGGCUUGCUCCUCACGUUCCCUUGUGCCCAGCUCGGCUGAUUCACUCCUGCCUCACACUUCAUGUGUUGGGAACCUCGUCUUCCAGCGGAAGGAACCGAGAAUGGAAUUCAACUCCACGGGACUCCCGUGCUCUUCAAUCACAUCAUAUCGCCGCUGCCCUCGUCCCCGUCCUCGUCGUCCUGCGUCCUGCGUCCGUCGUCUCCAUCUUCGAGAACACUGAACUCAAGAACCUGCCAGGGCCAGUCCGACCUCAUCUUCAUCUGCCCACACUGCCACAAGCCAAUUUCCAGUUCUGCGUCCAUGCGCCUUUUUGUUUUCCCCAUCCUCGCAUUGGCAUUUCCGUGUGCCAUGCUCCCUUUGGCUUCAUCAUUCCCAUUAACCCCGCCCCUGGCCCGUCCUGCGCUUCCUCUUCUGCCGUCUGCCGUCUGCCAUCGGUGCCAUCCAUGCAUACCUUACCUAUGGAGUACGGAGUACACUCUUCUUCUUUCUCUACUAUGUGGGCUCGCUGGAUGCCCCAUGCCGGCGCCGCCCCUCCGAGAAAACGUUCAGUAUUGGCAUUAGGCGCCGGAGCUUUGUACAACUUCGUCUCCAAAGAUGCUCGCCGGUGCAGUCCGCCCAUUGUGUAUUCUUUGCACAAAACUUUCAUCGCAUUGUUACUCGACUCCAGGAUUGACGCAGCUGCCCAACUACCUCGGGCUUUAACCAGUCAUUCCGCUGAAGGACGCUCGCAAUUCUCCGUCUUUGCUUUUUUCGACCAAUUUCAUCCGCUAACUCAAGACAAUCUGCCAGCCCUCCGAUCCCUCGUCCAAUGCUUCAGAUGCACUUUCUACUCCGUACAGGGCGAACUAGUACCGCACCAUUCGUACGGGUGCAUUCCGUCAACUCUCUCUCUGCCUGGCCGCUCUGGCCAUAGGUACACAACUAGGAGUCGCGGAUGGUCGGUGGACAAAAUCGAUGUGACACUUCAUUCGUAUAGCAGCACGCGGCUCGGUAACUCUCAAAGCCUACAGCGCUGCGAUGCCUUCCAAGUAUUCGUACUCAGUCAGUCCGUGCAGCGGUUGACAUACCUAUUUUUGCCAGUACGCAAAAAGUUGCUUCUUCGUCAUAAGCAGUCAAAUGGCUUACCAGAAACAUCUACCGCCAAAGGAUCAAGCCGGCGUGUACCAAUACUUGCACCACCAUACCACACCCAUUGUAUAUUGAAGAUGGCGAAGGCUUGCCACAAGACCCCUGGACCCUUAAGCCGUGUGGCUGUGCAAUCUCCGUUUUGCCCCUCGCCGAAGCGCCCUAGACGAACUGGAGAGCUGCCGAAUCCCAAUCGAGCUAUCGCAGAAUACACCAAAACGGUCAUGUCCGACGACUGCUGCCGUUGGAAGGGCAUUACGCUGGCCAUGGGCUUGAAGCCUAGGGUCUUCGGGGAUGUUCGUCUGAAUGCGAUCCCGAAAGACGGGCUUCGAUCAUCGCUUCGACGGCUAAGCAGGCCGACACAAGUCGCCGGCGACACCCCACGCCCAAGUCUCGAUGAAGUCGGGAAUUGGUUCAGAAGCGGCAAUGGUCUCGGAUCGCAUAUUGCAACAACAGGCCCUUGGGGUGUCUCCUUUCUGCCUGGCGGCGAUUCAAUGUCUACACUAGUGAAUGCAGAUCUCUGCCCUGCAAGCCAUGCCGCCCAAACCCCAAGUAGUGUUCUUGAUGCCAACCACGAUUCAGCGAUGCGAUCAGCGCUGCAAUCGUCAAGACAAUGCACACAAUAUCCGGACAGCGAGCAUGAUUUACCCCUGAACCCCCUACUGGUGGCCCCCAGCGGACGGACGGCUGUUGGCUCUGUCUCGGUCCUGCGAGGCUGUAGUGGCUGCCACCAUGCAGUGAACUCUAAGUGGCGCUAUCACAACGUCGCCAACGUUCUGUUAGCCUGGCGCGCCGUUGUCGCUACUGGACGUGACGACUGUUACCCGCGCGGGACACGGCACGUGGCAAUAGCUCCCGUCCCUACGCUGUUUGCUGAAGACUUGCGGCGGCACAGCACUGGUGACUGUUACCGGUCAUUUCCGGUACCACGUUACCUCGAAGGCAACGCGGAAACGUAUCCGCAGUCAUCAUGCAGGAGACUUCAACUUGGCCGCGUAACAGGAGCAUACAUCACACAGCUCUGUCUUGACGGGGUUGACGUCAUUUUCCCGACCAGCGAGUUCCUAGAUGCACCUCCAAGGUCUUACUCGAGUCAGCUCAAUCCCCAUCUUGAAAUGCAACCAAGGCUUCGGAAACGAGAAUUGACGAGGAUUCUUCCGGGCCGCCGUCAAAUCCACGGCACAAAACUUGUCGAAACCAAACCGCCCGGCCGUUGCAUAACCGGGCGUGGUAGUUUGAGACGACGCUGCAUUCUUCACAACCAUUUCGGGAUGCCGACUCGUCCAGAAUCCUUCAAGCCGUAUCGAAUCAAAGCAAGAGAAACGUGUUUUGACGAUGGGUAUAUGGCUCCUUUCAUUUACACACUGUCAAGAGAGGAGACGGGCGCUGCGAUCCUUAACACAAGAGCCACAAUCCUCAAGGCCAUCGCCUCAAUGCGCCUCUGGCUAGACUCUAUAGAUAUUCCGUACCAGGGGUUCCGAACCGAAAGUCGUCAAAGACUCAUCUCAGUCGCACUUCACGGGCGGGCUAAAAGAAGAUCUACUGUCGAUGCGAGCUUAAGCGAGGGCCCGACUGCGGCUGCAAUGACCUCUACAGUCUGCAAAGCUUGCCGACCACAACAACUUCCAGCACGUCCCAGUAGUUCGGUGGAGGCACUGAAUCCGCUUCAAGUCGUGACAGCUACAGGCCACACAGUUGCCCUUGCAGAUGGGAUCGCCGAGCUGCCAAUUUGUUCUAGACGGACGUCAACGAAGCUAGCUCUCAGGAACAUCUUCAUGCAGAGCGCUCGAGCCGAAACCUUUACCACAGGCCUCGAUUUAGGGAAGAAGACUCUAGACCCGAGUGUCUCGCGCAGCGGCUACUCACCUCCUUACCCACAGGCUAAUGUCGAGAGUUCGAAACUCAUCAAUCACGGGGCUACAAGCCUGCGACAACAAGCGCGAUACCUAGGUCUCUGGGUUCUAGACGCCGAUCUACAUCCAAGCACUGUUUGUCGGGAGCAGGCCGCCGCAGCUGGCCUACCCGUUUUUGAUGCCGAUCUUCGGCUCAAGACGCUGGAGAAUCUGCCCAUGGGCGUGGUAGUUCAUCCCAGGACAGCUUUCAGGGGGGCAACGACGAACCAAUCGUCGCUUGCCUUUGUCAUCAACUUCAACGGUCGUUGUUUGGUUCCUGAGCACAGCAACCCAACCAUUGGACCGGGCCACUGGCCGAGAAUCCCCCUCCCCGCACAUAACAAGGCGGCCGAGCAGGAGGUCCUUCCAGUCCAGGCCUGUUGA
This is a messenger RNA of Colletotrichum lupini, 3477 nucleotides long. RefSeq lists its product as uncharacterized. NCBI's taxonomy places the organism in Eukaryota, Fungi, Ascomycota, Sordariomycetes, Glomerellales, Glomerellaceae. The coding region runs from base 1 to 3477 and encodes 1158 amino acids. The transcript has 23 exons. The record is from RefSeq and is a predicted model, not a curated record.